Messenger RNA from Rhea pennata, 2215 nucleotides. RefSeq names its product chromosome 1 C2orf49 homolog (gene TSLIG2). Bases 1 to 732 code for a protein of 243 amino acids. The record is from RefSeq and is a predicted model, not a curated record. The transcript has 4 exons. Gene Ontology annotation, biological process: embryonic morphogenesis. Gene Ontology annotation, cellular component: tRNA-splicing ligase complex. Lineage: Eukaryota; Metazoa; Chordata; Aves; Rheiformes; Rheidae.
AUGGCGGCACGAGGAAGGGGCCGGGUGGGUGGCGGCGGCGUGGAGGAGCGGGGGACGGAGCGCCCGGAUGCGGAGCUGCUGUUGUUGCACCCGGAGCUGCUCUCGGAGGAGUUCCUGCUGCUCACCCUGGAGCAGAAGAACAUACCAGUUGAAAAUGAUGUAAAGAGGGACAAAGAUGGACUCACUGAUCUCUAUAUUCAACAUGCUAUACCAUUGCCACAGCGUGACUUACCAAAAAGUAGAUGGGGAAAAAUGAUGGAAAAGAAAAGACAGCAAAAUGAGUUGAAAAGUGAAAAUAAAAGUGUUACAACAGUGGAAGGUUUAAGGAAACGACCAUUAAUUGUAUUUGAUGGCAGUUCAACAAGCACAAGUAUAAAAGUGAAGAAGACUGAGAACGGAGCUGCUGAUCGCCUGAAACCUCCCCCGGCUGGAAGUACCACCAACACUGUUAGAAGAUUAUCGGUUCCUUCAAAUGUCUCAACAUAUACUUCAGCAUCCAAUUUAUCAGAGGACAGUAAACUGGAAACUGAGAAUAAUGAAGCUAGGCAGAACAAUAUUUCAAAGACUAAUAGCAGUGUGUUGGCUAAUCUGAAGGUAUACCCUUUAUCUUCAGUAGCUGGAACUACUGUUGUGAAAUUAAAGAGAGCUAUUCCAAAAGAAGAAUCUGAUUUGGCGAAUGACCUAAAGCCUACAGAAGCAAAGAAAAAAAUCCAGCAUGUUACAUGGCCAUGAAGUAGCAAAUGGUGCUCAAAACAUAAAUGUUACUUCCGUAUUUUCAAUCAGAUAAGUAAUAUUUGAACAGUUUAGUUCACUUCUUUUUAGAUCUUACAGGGAUUCAGAUUGCUGUGAAGUUUUGACAAAUUUAAAAUUUCCCUGUUGCAAAGCUGGAGUCGUUAUCACCAGUCACCUUAAGAGUGUCUACUAUUUUACACCAAGUAGUUCAUUCCCUCUUUAAAAGGUGGUAGUAUUACAAUAUACUAAAACCCCUUGCUUUUAGUUCUCAAGGUUAUUAUAGUUCAUCUCCUGCAUGUCCCUACAAAAUCACACAUAAAAAUAUGUUUUUUUUGUUUUCAGUAAGAUUCACUUUUGAUCCUCUUGGUUAAAUAGCUAAAAUUGUUAUUGAGAUUCAGAGUGAUCUCAAGAGGUUUCUUGGCUUCAAAAAGGCAAUUUAGAUGAAGAGACUGAUCAUUCUGUUGACCAGAUAGUCCGAGACAAUUUUUUUCCUUUUUGUUACGCAGAACAAGAGCGUAGAAUUUACAAUUAGAUUAGGUUGGUAAUAAGAGAUGAACUGUGUAACAGCUUUACUUCAAAUUGAAGUUUCUCUUAUUGUCAUAUGAUGUAAGAAAUGCACAGAUGGAAGCGUGUUAUUAGACUGUCUGAAAUGAGUCUUUGAGAGGAAGUAAUGAAUGGAUUAGUGCCAUGUUCUUUUCUAUACACAGGCAUAUUUUAUACAUAUAUAUAUGUAAAAAUGUGCCUGUGUAGCAUAUUUGCUUGUUUUCCUGGUUACAAUCAUGCUUAUAAAGUAUGGGGAAAACAUGUGGAAUGCAGGUCAGUGCUUUCUUUAAUAACUGAAAGUUGGAGAGGAAGAGUAAUAUUAGUGGAUGUAGUUGCAGUCUAAAAUCUUUUUUACCUUCUCUUCCUAUGAUCAUUUAAGGUGGAGAGGACAUUGGUUCUCUGAAUAGGUUUCAACUGGAUUAUUGCUAGUGCUAUAUGCAGUAGGAAUCCAGUUGAUGGAAAUAUUUUUAUUAAAUUUCAGUGGCUAAAGGCAAAGCUGGUUUAGAUCUGUUUUAGGUAUAGGAAGUAAAUAAUAAUAGUAAGGCUUCCAGAUUUGGUUUAAAAAAAUACUCAUUUCUGAGUGAACUUCAUAUUUGCAGAAAUUCCAUUUUUUGCAUAGUUAACUCACUAAAAGAUGCUGUCAGUAGUAAUCUGAAAGCUUGUUUACAUUUUAAAUAUUUAGUAUUGAAACCAAAAACUGUAGCCUAAAUCAUUACUGACAGAAGUUUUCCAUUCACUGUUAUGACAUAAAAGGCACUUCUUGAAUGCUGUAAAAUAAGAAUGUGUGUCUUGAAAUAUUGUGUGCUGUUUCCCUUUUACUAAACACUUGUGCAGUUUUUGUACUUGAGUACAGCAAACUUUAACAUAAUGUACAUUUUGUAUGUAAAGAGUUGUCUUUUAAGUAGCCUUAUCCUAUUUAAAUAAAUUAAAAGCAAUCUAA